AUGAAAAAAUCCAAUGAGAAGAAAAAUGAAGCAGAUCCAUUAUUGAAGAAGUUUUUUUGUGAAAAAUUAACAAAAAAUGAAAUGGACGAUGUUUUUUUUUAUUAUAAACAAAUAAUGGGUAUUUUAGCUGGUAUCAUAUCAGCACUAUUACAUAUUAAAGGGAUCUGGGGGUUCCUCUUUUUUUUCCUUUUCCAAUUUGUAACAUCAUUUGUCUUAUAUAAUAAAAAAAUUCAUGAAAAUUAUUUUCUUGACAAUUAUAAUAUUGCAAAAAGUAAUAUAUUUACAGCUUUUUCGGCAUUUUUGUUAUCAUGGAUUGCAUCUAAUACCAUGUUAGUUUAA
Plasmodium falciparum 3D7 is the source of this 339-nucleotide messenger RNA. RefSeq names its product EMC6 family protein. Gene Ontology annotation, biological process: mitochondrial respirasome assembly. The record is from RefSeq and is a predicted model, not a curated record. Gene Ontology annotation, cellular component: cytoplasm; mitochondrion; endoplasmic reticulum membrane. Lineage: Eukaryota; Apicomplexa; Aconoidasida; Haemosporida; Plasmodiidae.